AUGCCUUGCUUCAAAGGCCUAGCGGUCUCGAUUCACACUCCAGAUGGUCCAAUUUCAGAGCACUCAGUCCAGAAACAAUCCAGAGUAUCGCGCAUCUCUACAUACAUUCCAGUACCUCCUCCUAAAAUACCUGCCAACGGCGAUACCACAAAAGCCGAACAAUCUACCUUUGCAAUUUCCAUAACGUUAUUGACACCCAACCAAGAGGUGCCAUAUUCUACACCAAAACCUACCCCCGAAAACCCUCAUCCCAAGCCACGAGUCGUCGGCGCAUUGCCUGGACAUACAGGAGAUAGGUCAAAAAUACAAGGCGCAGUUGGUCCCUACGUUCCUCUGACCACAAGUCCUAAUGAGACUAUUGCUGCUUACAUCUACUUUGAUGGAAGAGCAAAGGAAGAAGUCGCAACUCUGCUGAGAAGAUCCGAGGAGACCUGGGUCAACUCGCGGUGGGUGUCCGUGCCCGAAUCAGAAGGCGGAGGUCUUGCAGAAAGAGAGUUUCUGUUUCGCGAAGUUGGGAUAGAACGCUGGUUGAAUGGCCUUGAUCUCGAAGGAGGAAAAGAUGCCGCUGCCAUUAUUGAGAAGAGACGUCAAAAGCUUGAGCGCAAGCGUAGGAAGAGAAAGCAAGUCACGACCAACGGCAGCGACGACGAAAUGGAAAAAGACAAGGACAAGCCAAAGAAGACUUUGAGAUACGGCAGUAAUGGUGAACUCGAGGACGUUUCCGACGAUGACGACAAUUCCAUGACCGAUUCGAACACCUCUGACGAUGAUGACGACCCAGUACCUGAAGCCGCAGGUCAAAUUAAAAUUGCUUUGUUCCGAGUGCUAGCCUCGGGGGAGAUCAAGCGAGGAGAGUACUCUCCACAAUUCGAUGCUCACGACGACGACGAGGAAUCUGGGGGUCAAAAUGGAGGUACUGACUCCAAGGAUAUCGACCACACCACCUCUUUCGCGAAGCCCAAAACAUUAGAUCCAAAAACAAUCAGCACACAGACUGUUACAGGGAUUGACCCCACAGACAAACCGUACGCGACCUUUACAUUCUUCUAUCGAGGCGAGCGACAGCUACAGAAAAUGGGAAUAUUACCUACACCAAAGACAGAGAAGACACCUACCUCAGCCAAGCGGAAAAGCGGCAUUGACGCUCUCUCGUCUCUGGGACCAUUGAAGAAAGAAGGUACCGUAGGCUUCCUCAACUAUCGAGAAACGGACGUCACACCAAGCCGCAGGCAAUCCAGUUCAAAGCCGAAAAAAUCCGUGGACGAUAUGGAAUCCGACGACUCUGACGACGAGACUGAGGUUACAGGCAAGAUGGAGGACAUCAAUGACGAUCCGAAGCAAGAUCCAACCCUGCUAUCUGUCGAGGAUGCUGAGCGUGCAGGGCAAGUAAGUGAAGGCAUUCGCAAAAUGAAGGUACGUGAUAUCACAGCUGAUGCUAUUUUCGAUGAAAUCUCUGGUACCCGCGUUCGUGUUUUGAAUCACAGACAUGGGCUAAGAUAUUUUCAGCUCAAACGUCAGCACUCUGCCGAACCACUAAACCAGAACGGUACACUCGGAAGCACGAGAAAAUCCUCCAAAGGCAACUCGGGCACUGCUAGUCCCAGUGCUUCAGGCAGUCCUGCUAUCAAGGCUGAAGAAGUGAGCGGUUCUGUGUCAGCUGAGGGCACGACCGGUGCGAACAUCUUCGGCUCAAGUGUAACAGACAUUAAGAAAGAAGACGACCUGCAGGUUGGGAGUCCCUUCAAGAGACAGAGAUCGAGUAUGGCAGAUUUUGACAGUGGUAUCAAGGAACGUUUGGCGUCUGCUGGAGUCGCCAAUGCGAGCAGCUCGAUCAGCGAAAUAGUCGGUACACACGCAUCGAACGUGGCAGCCACCCCGACAAAGGAUGCGACACCAUCACAGCAGCUGGAUUCAGCUACGUCAGCGCCUGGACUUAAGUUCGGCGGUGCAUUAUUCAAGAAAUCAGACGACAAUGACGAGGAGCUCUGA
Messenger RNA from Lithohypha guttulata, 1989 nucleotides. RefSeq lists its product as uncharacterized. The transcript has 2 exons. NCBI's taxonomy places the organism in Eukaryota, Fungi, Ascomycota, Eurotiomycetes, Chaetothyriales, Trichomeriaceae. Bases 1 to 1989 code for a protein of 662 amino acids. The record is from RefSeq and is a predicted model, not a curated record.